AUGAGAUUUGUUGCUAUCAGCUCAAGGCAGAACCAUAGAUUGCCUGAUGCACAAGAAAAAGUUGAAACCUGCCCCAUACCAAGGCCCCGUGCUGAGCCAACCAAGCCUGAACCAACAUGCCCCAAACCAAGACCCCGUCCUGAGCCCACCAAGCCUGAACCAACUUGCCCCAAACCAAGACCCCGUCCUGAGCCCACCAAGCCUGAACCAACUUGCCCCAAACCAAGACCCCGUCCUGAACCAGAACAUCCUAAACCUUGUGACAAGAGACGAGUCAUUCACCAUCCAACUCCUUGCCCUGAGCCAGAGCCCGAGCCACGUUGUCCUAGACGCGAUGUUCCCUGCUAUGAGUGUGAGAAGCCUGAAGGAAUCCAUACGGCAUUCAGCAAAAUCCUCGCAACUCUUAAUGAGCCCAGCGCCAACUAUACCCUGAGCUUUGCCAACAAGCUCUAUGGAAACAAGGACAUUGCCUUCAUCCAGAAAUUCGUUUUCUGUGCUCUGAAACUGUACUUGACUGAAGUGGAUGGUGUUGAUUUCCACAAUGCCCCUGAGGAAGUGAGGAGACUCAUCAACCUUUGGGUUGAAAUCCGUACACAUGGUAAAAUCAAGGAUCUCCUCCCCAAGGACAGCUUUGAUUGCCUUGUUCAGCUCCUGCUGGUGAAUGCUCUCUUCUUCAAAGGACAAUGGGAAGUGAAAUUUGACAAAGAGCUCACAGAAGAAGCCCCCUUUUACCCUCAUCAUGCAGAUGAGAAGGAAUGCCACAGCGUGCAGCUGAUGCACAGGAAGGGUGUCUACAAUGCAGGGACAAUUGAACUAUGCAAUGUUCAAGUCCAAGUUCUUGAGAUCCCGUACAAGAACAAUGAACUGAGCUUUGUUGUACUGCUGCCAGUAGACUGCAGUGCAGAAGCUCUUGAACAGCUGGAAGAUGGACUUAGCCAUGAGCAUCUGCUUGACCUGUCCUGUCAUCUGAAGGCCAUCGAGAUGGAUGUGGCCAUUCCCAAGUUCAGCUCAGAGAAGAGCAUUGAAGCCAACGAAUACCUGAAUCUGCCCAAUCUGACUGACCCCGAAAAGGCCGAUUUCUCUGGAGCAACCGCAACAGAAGGUGUGGCUCUGACUCAGCUGGUCCAUGAUGCUGCUAUUGAGAUUGAUGAAGAGGGUGGUGAAGAACCAGAGGCAGUCCCUUGCACCAAGGAUAGGCGUCCACGUCGGGAACCUGUGGUGUUUCUGGCUGACCAUCCUUUCCUCUAUUUCACCCGGCACAAUUGCACCCAGAGCAUCAUUGUUCUCGGUAGAUUUGCUAAGCCAGAAUAAAGGAAGAAUUCAUGCAACAAAAUCAAUGGAAAAUGGAUACGGAAAAUAUUUUAUAGAAGAGUAUUGUUUCCCCCUCUCCUCUUUACUCAGCAAGGCCAACCUUUGCAUAGCUUUGGGCAAAGAGAACUUUCAUUGGGUGGCGGGCCAAAUUUUCACGGUAUGACAAUAAUGCUUUAUAGGAUUGUUGCUCUACCUGCCUUCUCCUGUCGUUUUACAUCUUUUCAAUAAGAUGUUUGGUAAAUGACAAUAUUCGGUAAGUGCAUUUUCCCCUGCACUAUAGCACUGUGAUGGAAGAAACUGCACUUCUUUGGGCCACAACUAAAUUUUUCUAAAUGGAACACUAGGGUAGAGCCUGAAGUCAGGAA
This is a messenger RNA of Lacerta agilis (Sand lizard), 1676 nucleotides long. Its product is annotated as serpin B3-like. The transcript has 8 exons. NCBI's taxonomy places the organism in Eukaryota, Metazoa, Chordata, Lepidosauria, Squamata, Lacertidae. Gene Ontology annotation, molecular function: serine-type endopeptidase inhibitor activity. The coding region runs from base 1 to 1311 and encodes 436 amino acids. The record is from RefSeq and is a predicted model, not a curated record. Gene Ontology annotation, biological process: negative regulation of endopeptidase activity.